Messenger RNA from Scomber japonicus (chub mackerel), 1110 nucleotides. RefSeq names its product heparan sulfate glucosamine 3-O-sulfotransferase 2-like. Gene Ontology annotation, molecular function: [heparan sulfate]-glucosamine 3-sulfotransferase activity. Bases 1 to 1110 code for a protein of 369 amino acids. The record is from RefSeq and is a predicted model, not a curated record. The transcript has 2 exons. NCBI's taxonomy places the organism in Eukaryota, Metazoa, Chordata, Actinopteri, Scombriformes, Scombridae.
AUGGCAUGCGCGCUCCUCUUCAGUCGACUUCUUCCCUUCUCACACAGGCUCACAAGAACAUCCGUUUGUUUGCUAUCCCUUUUCCUUUCAUACUUGUGCUACUGUGUAUUAUUCCCUGCCGAUAACAUCAUGCCAAAGUCAGGGGAUCAAACGCCCAGCUGCCAGCGCGUCCUGGCUGAUGGAGGCAGAAGGCGCCUUCAGAAAUCCCCAUCCUGCGUCUUGCAGCUGGAUGAAAAACCGGGCAGUGUUGAGGUGUCUGACCAAAGACGUCCUUCGGCUCUUCACGUCGUAAGGAACGACACCCCCAGCGCAGCGAUGGGUAAUUUAAAGUUUGGGAAUAAAAAGUUACCGAAUGCCAUCAUAGUUGGUGUUAAAAAGGGAGGGACGAGAGCUGUGCUGGAGUUCAUAAGAAUUCAUCCUGACGUGCGAGCUGCUGGCACCGAGACACAUUUCUUCGACAGAAACUAUGACAGAGGCCUAGAGUGGUACAGAGGUUUAAUGCCAAGGACUCUUGAAAGCCAAAUCACAAUGGAGAAGACACCAAGCUACUUUGUGACUAAAGAGACGCCACACCGGAUCUCUGCUAUGUCCCGAAAUACCAAGCUCAUUGUGGUGGUGCGGGACCCUGUCACCCGCGCAAUAUCAGAUUACACUCAGACUUUAUCCAAAACGCCUGACCUGCCGAGCUUCCAGGAGCUGGCCUUCAGAAACCAGAGCUUGGGCAUUGUGGACACAUCCUGGAAUGCCAUUCGGAUCGGCCUGUAUGCUCUGCACCUUGAAAACUGGCUCCGUUACUUCCCCCUGGCUCAUAUCCACUUUGUUAGCGGAGAGCGUCUAAUCACAGACCCAGCAGGGGAAUUGGCUCGGGUGCAGGACUUCCUUGGGUUAAAACGUAUUGUCACAGACAAACACUUCUAUUUCAACCGCACCAAGGGCUUCCCUUGCCUUAAGAAGCCUGAGAGCAGCGGCUCACCCCGCUGCUUGGGCAAGUCCAAGGGCAGAACUCAUGUGCAGAUAGACAGAGAUGCUAUUGAACAGCUGCGAGACUUCUAUAGACCCUUUAAUGUCAAGUUUUAUGAAAUGGUGGGUCAAGAUUUCAAGUGGGAGUAG